UUCGGGCCCAAUUUAAUGCUCGCAUCGUGAACAACUAUUUGUCUGGAAACAUUGUACCGAAACCUUCAGUUGAAGAAUUGAUAGAAACAGCACGCUUACCUACACGCCCUGACAGCCCAGAGAUAAGUCAUAUAUCACCUGUGUACUUUAAAAUAUUUUGGAUAAGAGGGAGAACACUGCGAAUCAAUACCAAAAACAGAGCAAAGUCAAACCUUGAAAGAUCAAUCGAUGAUUUGAAAGAGGCGAUUGUAUUAUUCACUAAUCAUAUAUAUCUGUGUCCAAAUGACUUUUAUGGGUGGUAUGAUCUUGCUCUAUGCUUCUCACAACUCGCAGAAGAAAUCCUGGUAUACAGUACUGCCAGACUUCCGUCGUAUAAGAAUGAGAUUGCUCAAUAUCAAAAGAAAGCUUUCUUAGCCUUUGUGAGAGCAUGGUACCUUGCAAACGAAUAUAAUCUCAAAUUUUCCGAUUCGACAUUAUUUGAACUCUAUGCCCACUUUGGGGAAUUAGUUUUCAGUAUGACUGGGUCUCCGAUGAAUAUGGAAGCAUUCAAGACCACAAGUGUUUCGAGAUUCACGUUGGCUGAUGGAAAAGUUCGGAUUGUUGCAGAUCCUGAAAUGGGAAAAAAACUAGCAUACAAACUGGUAAUCAAAUUGUUUUCCAAAGCACUCAAAUACGAUUCACCGGACGACUCACACUGGAAGUUUAGCAUGCAUGAUAGUGAUUAUAUUUCAUAUGAUGAUAUCACCAUAAUAUGGGAUACAUCAGUGGAUUAUUAUAAGCAUAAUUAUAACUCAUAA
Messenger RNA from Phycomyces blakesleeanus NRRL 1555(-), 797 nucleotides. RefSeq lists its product as hypothetical. The transcript has 5 exons. The record is from RefSeq and is a predicted model, not a curated record. The annotation marks the transcript as partial. NCBI's taxonomy places the organism in Eukaryota, Fungi, Mucoromycota, Mucoromycetes, Mucorales, Phycomycetaceae.